CGUGACUGACCAACACAUCACUGACCUCCACUCUCUGUGCUCCAAAGUCAAUAAUGACUUGGUCUGUCUCUCUCUCUCUCUCAUCCUCCUCCUCUCGCUACACAACCAUACAUAUCAGAGAGGUGAGAGAUCAAGAGUGCAGAGGAGAGAGAGAGAGUGGAGAAAAUGAAGCCAUUGUUGUCAAUCGUCUUCUUGUUCUAUCUCUUUUUCAUUGUUCGCUCACUAGACAUUUCACCUGGUUCAACCCUCUCAGCUUCCAAUCGAAACCAGUCAUGGCAAUCCCCAAACAACACCUUCUCUGUAGGUUUCAUCGCCGAUGGCUCCGCAUACUUCGCCGCCGUCACCUACAACGGCAUCCCAGUCUGGAAAGCCGGCGGUGAUUCCGGCGCCGCCGAUUCCUCAGCCUCCUUCCAGUUCCUCAGCAACGGCAACCUCCGCCUCGCCAAUUCCUCCGGCGCCGUCGUCUGGCAGUCCAACACCACCGGCCGCGGCGUCUCCUCCGCCGCCCUCGACGACUCAGGUAACUUCGUCCUCCGAAAUUCCACCGGUGUGGUCUGGUCCACCUUUGAUAACCCUACUGAUACUCUCUUGCCUAAUCAAAAUUUCACUAGUAGCCAAAAAUUGGAAUCUGGGUUGUACUCUUUUAGACUUUUAAGAUCUGGAAAUUUGACCCUUCGAUGGAAUGACUCGAUUGAGUAUUGGAAUUCGGGUGUGAAUUCGUCGACUAACAUAAAUUUUACAUCACCCAUUUUACGACUUCAAACAAUUGGGUUGUUAUCAGUCAUAGAUCCAUCAUCUUCUGCCCCUGUGAUCAUGGCUUAUGGCAGUGAUUAUGCUGAAGGGACUGAUAUACUUAGGUUCUUGAAGUUAGACAGUGAUGGGAAUUUGAGGAUUUAUAGCUCUCCUAAGGGUAGUGGACCAAAUCCAACUGAGAGAUGGGCUGCUGUUAGUGAUCAGUGUCAAGUUUUUGGGUAUUGUGGGGAUUUGGGUAUCUGUAGUUACAACGAUACGAGUCCAAUUUGUAUAUGUCCUUCGGAGAAUUUUGUACCGAUUGAUCCGAAUGAUAGUAGGAAAGGGUGUAAGAGGAAGGUGGAGAUUCAAAAUUGUCCUGGUAGUGCAACUAUGUUGGAGUUGGAUCAUGCAACGUUCUUGACAUACCCUCCUGAGUUGGUUUCCCAAGUUUUUUUUGUUGGUAUAUCGGCUUGUAGGUUGAAUUGUCUUGUGAGUGGCUCUUGCAUUGCCUCUACCUCAUUGUCAGAUGGGACAGGGUUGUGUUACUUGAAAGUCCCUGAAUUCAUAAGUGGGUAUCAAUCGCCUGCUCUUCCAAGCAUUUCGUAUUUGAAAGUUUGUGGCCCCAUAGUGCCAAACCCUUCUGCAUCUUCGCUGGGAAAUGGAAAGGGCAAUGGUUGGAAGCUGCACGCUUGGAUUGUUGCUGUUGUAGUUAUAGUCACCAUUUUGGGUUUGGUCACAUUGGAGGGGGGUUUGUGGUGGUGGUGCUGUAGAAACAGCCCCAAAUUUGGGAGUUUGUCUGCUCAAUAUGCUCUUCUUGAGUACGCUUCUGGCGCUCCAGUCCAGUUCUCAUAUAAAGAACUACAACGUGCCACGAAGGGUUUCAAGGAGAAGCUUGGAACUGGAGGAUUUGGGGCUGUUUACAGAGGCGUUCUUGCUAAUAAAACUAUUGUUGCAGUGAAGCAGCUUGAGGGAAUUGAGCAGGGUGAGAAACAGUUUAGAAUGGAGGUUGCAACUAUAAGUAGUACCCACCAUUUAAAUCUUGUGAGAUUGAUAGGGUUCUGUUCUGAAGGUCGUCACAGGCUUCUGGUAUAUGAGUUCAUGAAAAAUGGAUCCCUCGAUAAUUUCCUCUUUACAGCAGAACAACAGUCUGAGAAAUUCUUGAAUUGGGAGUAUAGGUUUAAAAUAGCUCUAGGGACUGCCAGGGGUAUCACGUACCUUCACGAGGAGUGUCGAGACUGCAUUGUGCACUGCGACAUAAAGCCAGAAAACAUUCUCUUGGAUGAGAAUUACAACGCCAAAGUAUCGGAUUUUGGCCUUGCAAAACUCAUAAAUCCCAAGGACCAUAGAUACCGAACAUUGACGAGUGUUAGGGGGACCAGAGGAUAUUUGGCACCAGAAUGGAUUGCAAACCUUCCAAUUACAUCAAAAUCUGAUAUUUACAGCUAUGGUAUGGUUUUGUUGGAGGUAGUGAGUGGGAGAAGGAAUUUUGAAGUCUCUCCGGAAACAAAUGGGAAAAAGUUCUCUAUAUGGGCUUACGAUGAGUUUGAGAAAGGAAAUGUGAAGGGAGUUGUUGACAAAAGGCUUGUUGAUCAUGAGAUGGAUAUGGAACAAGUGAUUAGGGCAAUUCAGGUAAGCUUUUGGUGCAUCCAAGAGCAACCAUCUCAGAGACCAAUGAUGGGAAAAGUGGUGCAGAUGCUAGAAGGUAUAACCGAGAUUGAAAAGCCACCAGCCCCCAAGGCUGUGGUGGAAACGUCGUCGGUUGGUGGAACGAGUGUCAAUGUAAGCAGUACCGUCAGCGCUUUCUCCAACUUAGCAGCUUCAGCCCCAGCUCCAUCUUCAUCUUCGUCACUCCAAACACAACGAAUUUCGUCCUUUGUUUCAGGAAAGAAUUUGGAGAAGGCAUCAUCAAUUUCUUCACCCCAUGCUUCAGGAAGGAAUAUGGAGAGGGCAUCGUCAUCUCUUUUAAGGUCUGAACGCGAUUAUCACACUCUUUGAUGUGCAAGACCCAUUUUGAAGAGGCACAAACUGGAAGGUGAUGAUGAGCUUUGUUCAUUUGUAUAAUAUAACGUAGUUUUGAUACUGUAACUGUAUCUCAUUCUCAGUACUGUCAUGUAGUAGACAAUUUUUUUCAAGAUGGGGGCUUCGUCAUCACAGUUAAGCUAUUUGUACAAGUCCCACUGGUUAUUUCAGUAGAGGAAUUGUAAUAUCUUAAUAAUGCACAUAAUUAUUGAUUGCUUCUUUUUCCAAUAAUUGUACAAUCCUUCGUUAUCAUUAAUGAAGUUCUGAAAUGGAUUGAAGGAUUGAGAGACGAA
Messenger RNA from Camellia sinensis, 3044 nucleotides. RefSeq names its product G-type lectin S-receptor-like serine/threonine-protein kinase At1g34300. Gene Ontology annotation, molecular function: protein serine/threonine kinase activity; ATP binding. Gene Ontology annotation, biological process: protein phosphorylation. The record is from RefSeq and is a predicted model, not a curated record. Lineage: Eukaryota; Viridiplantae; Streptophyta; Magnoliopsida; Ericales; Theaceae.